UGCGAUUACGAGAGCUGCACAUACACUACGGGCUCCGGCAACUCGUUUCGCAAACACCAAUCGAUACACACAGCCGUGCGAUCAGUGCUGUGCCCGAUAGACACGUGUCGGCGCCCGUUUCGCACUGCCAAACACAUGAACGAUCAUCGGCUCACUCGACACCCGGAGUCGGCGCCAGAGGUGCCGUGGAUUCAGUGCGCCGACUGUCCAUAUCAGGCCAAACUGCGGUCGGCGUUGGAAGCGCACCGACUCGUCCAUAUGCAGAAAUUCCGGUGCGAGACGUGUGGUGUGGGCUUUGGGCGCCGACAGUCACUCAGAGAUCACGUCCGCAAACACGACCAGACGCUGCGGUUGCGGUGCGAAUGGCCCGGUUGUGAGCGCACGUUCCUCACUGACCACGCCUGUAAGGCGCACCUCAACACUCAUACCAUGGAAAAGGUGUACCGCUGUCAUUGGCCCGGAUGUGACAGUACUUUCCUUAACAUUAAUACGUUGGGCAGUCAUGAGCGGCGCCAACAUCAGGGUAAGAUUGACUACAGUUUAGAUUUAGUGAAGACUAACAUCAAAAAGACGGUAUCGGAUCGCGCCGUACGAGCGGUUAAAGCACUGGUCUUUCGCCGCAAUAAACCCGUCAACAAGACUAAAAGUAUUCAUCUAAAUGCUGGCGAUUGCGUAACAUUUGUUGUACGUAAACAUGGCUUAGAUCAGCAGGUGGUCGAUGAGGGCCAUCACAUACUGGUGUCUGAUCUGAUGGUAACCACACCCGAGAUGACAACCGGUGAUAAUGGUGUCCACGUAUGCGAUCAUCCGUCCCGUGAAAGUCACCAGUUUUGCGAACUUUGCUUCAAAAAUCAGCUCAAAAGCAAACUUUAAAACACGAG
Molecule: messenger RNA, 881 nt
Organism: Medioppia subpectinata
Lineage: Eukaryota; Metazoa; Arthropoda; Arachnida; Sarcoptiformes; Oppiidae
Source: the annotation of a GenBank genome assembly